ACGAGCCGAAACUUUGCUCGCGCGCCUUAUUCAUGUUCGCGAGUUGCCCGAAAUGAAACGAUGUGUGAUCAAUUCCGAAUAGAAAGGGAGCCGCGGAUCUGCCAAGAGCGACCUCGGCGGGAGAAGUCUGUUCUUCUUCGUCUGCGCCCGCAUGACGGUUAUAGCGCCCCCUGGCGGCCGGGGCCGGCCCUCCGGAAGGAGCGCCGACGUAUCCAAUUGUAGCGUGAAAUCACGCCGCGCAAUCUGCUUCGUUCUUUAUGUUCCGUCCGAUGACGCUGUCGUGUUUUGAACAAGCGCAAUAUUUUCGAAAGGGAUGACCCGCAUUUGCAGCCAUUUCAGCGCGCAAGGACGGUUCGGGGUGUCGUCCGCAAAGCCCGGCGCACCAAUCCGGCCCACUUGCAUCUCAAGGCAUCUCCGCAUUUCUCCGCUGCUGGCGUGCCGAGUCGAGGCCAGUGAAGAUGUGGCGCCGGUUGCCGCCCCUGCUGGCUCUGCUGUGCGCCGCGGCCACCGCGUGCGGCCACGACGACCGAGGGGACGCCGACAAACACGACCGAGGGGACGCCGACAAGGCCUUUUGCACCUGGACGUGCGUCAUCUUCACGCUGCAGUGGCCCGGGGGCUUCUGCCAGUCUUUAGACAACGCUUCUCUCUGCCACAUUCCCGAGCACGUCGGCACCUGGAUCAUCCACGGCCUGUGGCCAAUGAAGGUGCAGGAAUGCUGCAGGUGUUGGCCCAUGUUCCUCUCCGACGUGCAGGAGCUGCGGGAGGCGCUGGAUGAGCGCUGGCCGUCUUUGUUGAAAAGUCGAUCCAGCUUCCAUUUCUGGAGGGACGAGUGGGAGAAACACGGCACAUGCGCGGCGUGUGUGGAAGGCCUGAAUUCUCCGCUCAGAUACUUCCAGACUUGCCUCAAACUUCGACAACACUUCGACCUGCACAAGGCCCUGGAGGGGGGCGGGAUCAGGCCUUCCUGUGAUCGAACUUACAAGCUGGCUGAGGUUCAGGAUGUGCUUUUUCCUCUCAUUGGUGGCAAGUGCGAGAUUCAGUGCGUCAAAGACGACCAGGAGCGCGAGGUUUGGUUUCAGGUGAAGAUCCUUCUGUCUCGCAACUUGACCAUCGGCUGCCAUGGCCACGACGCCGACCGGGCGCCGAUCGCCUCCAAAGGCCACCCCUGCCCGGCCCGGGGAACCUUCUACUUCUUGCCCAUCGACCACCGGUGCCCGCUGCAGCCCUGCGGGUGACCUCUCGGCUCCCGACACGUCGUCUUCAACCUGCUAACUCAACAUUCCAGUUUCAUCACAUUUCGCAUCAAAAGCUACGAUCGGCCCCCGUUCAUGCCAUUCAUCCAGAGCUGAGGCCUUCAAACUCCCUCUCGUCACGCCCCCGCCCCCCCCCCCGCCCAUUAUUCGCUUGCUAUUUUUCUGUUCUGUCAUUGGCCUACUUUUGUCUCAAUGAAGGGCAACUUUUACCACUUACGUGAUUGGAAAGACAAGACACGUGAUUCGUCCUUCCUGCUGCAAUCUCAUUCAAAAAAUGAUUUGGACAAAAUCUGACGUGGCCUGUUUCAUACUUUAUUGACGUCAUCGGGGUGUGCGCGCGCACGCAUGGGCACAGAGCAACUCAAAUCUGAUGGA
This is a messenger RNA of Hippocampus comes (tiger tail seahorse), 1631 nucleotides long. RefSeq names its product ribonuclease T2, like (gene rnaset2l). Gene Ontology annotation, biological process: RNA catabolic process. Lineage: Eukaryota; Metazoa; Chordata; Actinopteri; Syngnathiformes; Syngnathidae. The transcript is spliced from 9 exons. Bases 459 to 1238 code for a protein of 259 amino acids. The record is from RefSeq and is a predicted model, not a curated record. Gene Ontology annotation, molecular function: RNA binding; ribonuclease T2 activity. Gene Ontology annotation, cellular component: extracellular region.